This is a messenger RNA of Durusdinium trenchii, 2111 nucleotides long. The record is from the annotation of a GenBank genome assembly. Lineage: Eukaryota; Dinophyceae; Suessiales; Symbiodiniaceae.
GAAUGCGUAGGAGAGCAGAGCAAUUCCAUGCAAUCCGAUGCUCCAAUUGCAGAUGCCACGGACUUUUCCAGAGUUUUGCAUGUUUCAUACAUCCGCAGGCAAACAUUUCUGGCUCGACUCUAUUUGCUCGAGAACUUUGGACAGGUGACAUGGACAGUCGGUCAGUGGCGCAGAGGAAGCUUGAUGCUCUGCUGCAGAAAGUCCGUCGUGAAACUGAUGAGAAGAAGCAGCUGCAGAUCUGGACAGCCGAAGCAACAAAAAUCAUGAGAGCUUGGAAGAGCAAGCCUCAAUAUGCCACGUCAACAUUGUUCUUUUUGGCAUCCAGCCUGCGAACUUCUGCACUGGCAUCACACACCUUGGAGCUAAUGCAUUCAUAUGGCAUUGCGAGGAGUAUUGUUCACUAUACCACAGUGAUCUCAGUACUUGGACGACACUCAGACUGGCAAGGUGCUCUUGAUUUGAUGCUUCACUUGCCGGAGGACGUUGAUGCAAAUAUCAUCACCUUUAAUAGUAUGAUUAGUGCCUUUUCCUCCGCACAGCGGUGGACCCUGGCCUUGCAGAUUGCUGGUAUGGCCUCGACAGGUGGGGUAUCAUUUGACAUGAUCACAAGGAAUUGCUGCUUGGCAGCUUGUGACAAAGGUGAACAAUGGCAGAUGGCAUUUUCUCAAAUCAAGGGCCUUACAACGACCAAGCUAGAAGUCGACACCAUCAGCUGCAAUUCCUCUUUAAGCUCCCUACAGAGUGUGCUUUUUUGGCAACUUGGUCUAAGUUCCUUUGAUCGCAUGAGAUCAUCAUUUGCACAUCCUGACCAAUUCUCAUGCAGCUUGCUGAUUGGGACUUGCCAGCAUUCAUGGGCAAGGGCCUGUGAGGAACUGCGGAGGAUGCCAUUAUGCCGCAUUGCUUUGAAUGAAGUGGUUUGUGGCACAUCGAUGAACUGCUUUGAAAAAAAUACGGGCUGGCAGAGACCGAUUUGCUUUGAUACACUUUCUUUGUGCUUUCCCCCCAGCACACGCACAUUGACCUUUGUAAUCCUUCGUGCAGUCAUUGCCUGUUUGCGAAACGCAAAACAGGCUCGAUUUGACUGAUUAUAUUUAUAUGCUUAUUUCAACUUUAAGUGUUUUCCUGACCAUUUUCACCGAAUCGAAGGCAGGUGUCAGUUCACCUCGUUGACGGGAUGAUAUCUCAACGAGUAAGGGCCAAUGCCUACAUCCGUAAUUCUGUUCUCUCAGCGUUGGAAAGAGCCUGCAGCUGGCCAGAAGCUAUAGCAUAUUUCCAUCAGAUUCCAUCACCAGACGAAGUGACCUUUGCUGCAUGCAUCAGCGCAUACGGCAAAGGCAGUCAGUGGGAACAUGCCAUUCGUUUGCUUGAUUCAAUGGCAAAGCAAAUCGUCUUGCCCAACACUGUGAUUUGCAACGCUGCAAUGGAUGCAUGUGCAAACGCAGGGCUUCGGGUCGUGCUUCCCUUGAUGGAGGUGCAGAAGGAAUCCGAUACCGUUACAUACAACAUCCUCAUCAAUGUUUGCAGCAUUGAUGGAGAGUGGCAGCUUGCAAUCCAUUUUUUAUUUGAGAUGCGUGAAGAUCAAUCACCAGACGUUAUUAGCUUCAAUUCUGCCAUCAGUGCAUGUGAGAAGACUGGGCAGUGGGAAUGUGCUGUGGCUUUGCUAUCUUGCAUGCUUAAUGAUUCGAUUGAACCCAAUCACAUCACGUUGAGCUCAGUUUUGAGUGCCUCAGUAGGUCGCUGGGACGUUGCUUUGUCCUUGUAUAGUUCCUUGACCCAAACAAAUCUUGUCCCCAAUGCCAUUGCAUGUAAUGCUUUACUGGCCACCUUUGAAGCUGGAGGCCGGUGGUGUUGGGUGUUGAGCUUGUUUGAGGACAUGGCUCAGCUUGAACAAGUUGACGCCAUCACCUAUAGCCUUGCUCUUACUGCAUGCCUAAAGGCGAUGCAGUGGCAAAGGGUUCUCGAGAUCCUCCCCAAAGGCGGUGAAGCUUUGGACGUGUAUUCUUGCAAGGCUGCCAUCGGUGCUUGUGCAAUAGGUGCCCAAGCGAUGUUUGCCAUGCCCCUUUUGGAGAAAGUCUCCUUCCUUGGAUGCGUCAUGCUGCAAACAUGUGCAA